This is a messenger RNA of Balaenoptera musculus (blue whale), 617 nucleotides long. RefSeq names its product histone H2A type 2-C. The transcript has a single exon. Gene Ontology annotation, cellular component: nucleosome. The record is from RefSeq and is a predicted model, not a curated record. Gene Ontology annotation, molecular function: protein heterodimerization activity; structural constituent of chromatin; DNA binding. The coding region runs from base 207 to 596 and encodes 129 amino acids. Lineage: Eukaryota; Metazoa; Chordata; Mammalia; Artiodactyla; Balaenopteridae.
AGAGACCUUGCGUUAUCAGUAAUAGCUACGUAACAACACCGACUCUUGACCUUAUUGGCCAUUUCUGGAGCCAAUUUAGGACCAAUGAAAAAUUCGUUCCUGACCCCACCCCUAGGAAAGCUUAUAAAGGCUUUCCAAUUGCUGAUCUUUCAAUCCUGUUUGUUGCGAGAAUCUGAGCUCUAGGCCUUAUAGCGUGAUUUUUAAUUAUGUCUGGCCGCGGAAAGCAAGGAGGCAAGACCCGUGCUAAGGCCAAGUCGCGCUCGUCCCGCGCUGGCCUGCAGUUCCCGGUGGGGCGAGUGCACCGUCUGCUGCGCAAAGGCAACUAUGCCGAGCGGGUGGGGGCCGGCGCGCCCGUCUACAUGGCGGCAGUCCUCGAGUAUCUGACCGCCGAAAUUCUGGAGCUGGCGGGCAACGCGGCCCGAGACAACAAGAAGACGCGCAUCAUCCCUCGUCACCUGCAGCUGGCCAUCCGCAACGACGAGGAACUGAACAAGCUGUUGGGCAAAGUCACCAUCGCCCAGGGCGGCGUUUUGCCCAACAUCCAGGCCGUUCUAUUACCAAAGAAAACCGAAAGCCACAAAGCCAAAAGCAAAUAAAUCCAGACAAAGUAAACCAAA